AUGGAUUUCAAACGCAUCCGAAUCAGCAUCACCAUCCCCCGCCUCACCAAAACCCGCACCAAAACAGUCAUCACCGCCCUCCUCUCCCUCGCCAUCUCCGCCUUCGUCCUCUCUAUCUUCCUCCACUUCUCCCACCUCCACCGCCCCCCCACCCCCAACACCCCCCUCUCCGCCGCCUGCUCCGCCACCCUCUACCCCUCCCUCUGCCUCUCCUCCCUCUCCCCCUUCCCCAACUCCUCCCACCACCUCCUCCCCCUCUCCCUCCACCUCUCCCUCUCCCGCGCCCUCCUCCUCCCAAAAGCCCCCUCCCCGCCCGCCCGAGACUGCGCCGACCUCCUCGACCAGACGGUCUACGAGCUCGAAUCCGCCCUCGCCGAGCUCCCGGCCUCCCGGCCCCCGUACCAGAACAUCCGGACGCUCCUCAGCGCCGCGAUGACCAAUCAGCACACCUGCAUCGACGGAUUCUCGGAUGUCGAAAACGGGAGGUUUCUCGAGAGCCUCCUCACCCCGGUGUCUCAGAUGAUCAGCAAUGCCCUGGCGCUGAUCAGGCAUGUGGAGGCCCAAGAAAGUGUCAAGAAUGUCAAGAUGGUCACCGGUGAGGCCGCGACCGGAUUGGCUCGGAGGAGGAGGAAGAGGAGGAGGAGAUUGAGGGCUAAUGUGGUGGUGGAUUGUGGUGGGAGAGGGAGGUUUAGCCUCAUUGGGGAAGCAAUUGCAGCUGCUCCAAACAUGAGUGUGAAGACCUAUGUGAUCAAGAUCAAAAAGGGGGUUUAUAGGGAGAAUGUGGUGAUCCCAAGAGAGAAGAUCAACAUCAUGCUGGUUGGAGAAGGGAUGAAUUCAACCAUCAUCACUGCUUCAAGAAGCUUAGCAGAUGGAUUCUCCACUUUUGAAUCAGCCACUCUCACUGUGGUGGGAGAUAAGUUCAUAGCCAGGGACAUCACCAUACAGAACACAGCAGCAGCAGAGAAGCACCAGGCCGUUGCCUUACGCGUGACCUCGAACGCAGCAUUCUAUCGCUGCAACAUCGCGUCGCACCAGGACACGCUCUACGCGCACUCGCUGCGCCAGCUCUACCACGAGUGCACGAUCCAGGGGACGAUCGACUUCAUCUUCGGGAACGCGGCGGCCGUGUUCAGCAAGUGCAGGAUACUGGUGCGGAGGCCGCUGCCGGGGCAGAGGAACACCAUCACGGCGCAGGGGAGGGAAGACCCGAACCAGAACACCGGGAUCAGCCUGCACAAGUGCACGAUCGAGGCCGCGGCCGAGUUCAACUCGACGGAGAGGAAGCGCUUCGCGACGUACCUAGGGAGGCCGUGGAGGAAGUACUCGAGGGUGUUCGUCGCGAACAGCUACCUCGGGGACCUGAUACACCCGCGAGGGUGGCUGGAGUGGCCUCUGUACAGCGACGCGGAUACGGUGGAGUACGUCGAGUGCAGGAACUACGGGCCCGGUGCAUCUAUGAGGCGGCGGAUCUCGUGGGGUGGUUACCGGAACAACUGCACCGCGGAGAUGGCGAAGCGGUUUGCAGUUCUAGAGUUCUUACAUGGAGAAGAUGACUGGUUAGAGUCGACUGUGAUACCAAUUUUUGAUUGAAAAUGGAUCAAAUCCUGAUUUUUGCAAUGGAA
This is a messenger RNA of Salvia hispanica, 1622 nucleotides long. NCBI's taxonomy places the organism in Eukaryota, Viridiplantae, Streptophyta, Magnoliopsida, Lamiales, Lamiaceae. The record is from RefSeq and is a predicted model, not a curated record.